AUGAAGAGACCUUGUGUUCAGGUACCACCCAUCCGCAAAGAAGAUGGCACCUGGGCUCGCAAUGAACAAGAAAAAGCAGAAAUAUACGCUCGACAUCUUGAACGCGUAUUUCUACCAAACGCCAUAGACUCUGAGCUUGACAUUGUACUAUGUCCGCAGCUUAGUACAACACGUAAAAAGAUUAAAAAUGUCACUCCAUUAGAAGUUGUUAAAGUAAUAGAUGAUAGUUUGAACCCCAAAAAAGCACCAGGCUAUGAUGAAAUAAGUCCAAAAAUACUUAAAGAGCUUCCUAAGAAGGCCAUCAUUCAUCUUACGCACAUAUACAAUGCUAUUUUGCGUAUGGAAUACAUUCCAGAACAAUGGAAACGGGCACAAGUCAUUAUGUUGCUCAAACCAGGAAAACCACCAGAAGAUGUCACAUCUUACCGUCAAAUAUCUCUCCUUCCGAGUUUGUCUAAACUCUUAGAGAAACUUCUACUUAAACGUCUAAAACCAAUUAUAGAAGAAANUAGAAGAAAAACAUCUUAUACCGGACCAUCAGUUUGGAUUCCGUAACAAACAUUCGACAAUCGAUCAAGUCCAUCGCGUUACUAACGUGAUAAGUAAAGCCCUUGAAGAAAAAGAUUACUGCUGUGGAGUAUUCCUUGACGUAGAUCAGGCUUUUGACAAAGUCUGGCACAAAGGAUUCCUCAUCAAACUACGUGAACAACUGCCACAUACCUGGUGUGCACUUCUUGAAUCAUACUUAACCGACCGUCAAUUCCGAGUCAUACAUGAAGAAGCAGUAACCGAAUGGAAAAAUAUAUCAGCUGGAGUACCACAAGGUAGUGUCUUAGGACCUAUUCUUUACCUACUUUACACAGCUGAUAUACCAAACAAUGAUAACAAUGACACCAUAACGAUAGCUAUGUUUGCCGAUGAUACGGCAAUUUUGUCGACAAGUAAGAAUCAGCUGACAGCAACUGACAACUUACAAGCAUCAAUUAAUAACAUUUUUGCCUGGACGAGACGUUGGAAAAUUAAGAUAAAUGGCGAUAAAUCGGUACACGUCAACUAUACGUUACGUAAAACUGAAAACAUUCCAAUUUUACUGAAUCAAACUUUAAUCCCACAAAAAGAUUCAGCAAAAUAUCUUGGAAUGCAUCUUGACUCUCGUUUAAACUGGAAACAUCAUGUCCGUCAGAAAAAAAUACAGAUUAAAGAAAAAAUGCGAAAGCUCUAUUGGUUAAUUGGACCCCACUCUGAGUUAACUAUAGAAAACAAACGUCUACUAUAUGUAGCUAUUAUAAAACUAAUUUGGACCUAUGGCAUUCAACUGUGGGGUUGUGUUAGUAAGUCUAACAUUGAUAUAAUACAACGAUGCCAUUCACCGCGAUAUGAUGUUGCCUACAAUAGCAGAAGAAAUCCAAAAGUUUGCUCGUAAACACGAGAGAAGAUUAGAGGACCAUAUCAACCCAAUGGCCACCGAACUGUUAGACAACUCCAAAGACAUUAGACGCCUUAAACGUCUGAAACCAUACGACUUAGUUUAA
This is a messenger RNA of Cinara cedri, 1532 nucleotides long. The record is from the annotation of a GenBank genome assembly. NCBI's taxonomy places the organism in Eukaryota, Metazoa, Arthropoda, Insecta, Hemiptera, Aphididae.